Messenger RNA from Pelmatolapia mariae (spotted tilapia), 387 nucleotides. Its product is annotated as late histone H2B.L4-like. Gene Ontology annotation, cellular component: nucleosome. Lineage: Eukaryota; Metazoa; Chordata; Actinopteri; Cichliformes; Cichlidae. The coding region runs from base 1 to 387 and encodes 128 amino acids. The transcript is spliced from 2 exons. The record is from RefSeq and is a predicted model, not a curated record. Gene Ontology annotation, molecular function: protein heterodimerization activity; structural constituent of chromatin; DNA binding.
AUGCAAUGCACGAAAGUCACGUGGUCUGUCAAUCUCUAUAGCCGAGCGGGAUCAGAGCAGCAGCAUUUGCAUUCCAGUAAGAAGAAGAAGACGAGGAAGGAAAGCUACACCAUCUACGUGUACAAGGUGCUGAAGCAGGUGCACCCGGACACCGGCAUCUCCUCCAAGGCCAUGAGCAUCAUGAACUGCUUCGUGAACGACGUCUUUGAACGCCUCGCGGCGGAGGCAUCCCGCCUGGCUCAGUACAACGGCCGCUCCACCAGCAGCUCCCGGAAGAUCCAGACCGCCGUGAGGCUGCUGCUGCCCGGAGAGUUGGCCAAGCACGCCGUGUCUGAGGGCACCAAGGCCGUGCACCAGCUCCAAGUGAAAAACCGGCGGGGACUGUGA